Molecule: messenger RNA, 1404 nt
Organism: Octodon degus (degu)
Lineage: Eukaryota; Metazoa; Chordata; Mammalia; Rodentia; Octodontidae
Gene: Rilp
Product: Rab interacting lysosomal protein
Exons: 8
Coding region: 190-1377 (395 amino acids)
Biological process (GO): cilium assembly
Cellular component (GO): cytoplasm; ciliary basal body
Molecular function (GO): protein dimerization activity
Source: RefSeq, a predicted model, not a curated record
GACCUUGGGAUUUGAACAGGACACAGGCCCCAGAAGGCCUAGGGCACUGUCCCCUAUUCCUAGGGCCUUCUCCCUUAGUCGCUCCUCCCUUGUCCCUGAUACCCCGCCCCUUACAAGUCUGUACUUCCUAGGCCGGGAUUGUUUGGCACCUUCCUGCCCCAAUUGAGGGUGGGAGUGCCUUUGGGGAAAAUGGAGCCGAGAAGGGAGGCUCCUGGACCAUCCGGCGGGGGGCCUCGCAUGGCCAUGGGGUCGGGGACCGCCGCAGAGCUUGUGUACCAUCUAGCGGGGGCCCUGGGCACGGAGCUGCAAGAGCUGGCGCGCCGCUGCGGGCCCGAGGCGGCGGCCGGGCUGGUGCCCCUAGUGGUGCGAGCGCUGGAGCUCCUGGAAACGGCCGCCGUGGGGUCCGCCCCAGACUCGCUGCAGGUGUCCGCGCAGCAAGCGGAAGUGGAGCUGCGGCGGCUGCGGGAGGAGAACGAGCACCUCCGCAGGGAGGCGCGCGCCGGGCCGCAGGAGGACCGCGCGCUGCUGCGGCAGCUCAAGGAAGUGACGGACAGGCAGCGGGACGAGCUCCGAGCACACAGCCGCGACCUGCUGCGACGAAGCCAGGAAACUGAGGCGUUACAGGAGCAGCUACAGCGCCUCCUGCUGGUGAAUGCGGAGCUGCGCCACAAGCUGGCUGCCGUGCAGACCCAGCUGCGGGCUGCGCAGGACCGCGAGAGGGAGCGUGAGCUGCCGCAGGGAGGCGCCCACGAGGCAGCUAAAGGGCAGCAGCAGGAGCCCGAGCGGGCGCCCCCUGAGAACGUGGUGGCUGCCAUGCAGCAGCCAGGUCACCAGGUCGAGGCAGGGCAGUGUGGCUUCAGCCGGGAGGAGCUGGAACAGAUCCUUCAGGAGCGGAAUGAACUCAAAGCCAAAGUGUUCCUGCUCAAGGAAGAGUUGGCCUACUUCCAGCGGGAACUGCUCACAGACCACAGGGUCCCUGGGCUUCUGCUAGAAGCCAUGAAAGUGGCUGUCAGGAAGCAACGGAAGAAAAUCAAGGCCAAGAUGUUAGGAACACCAGAGGAGGCAGAAAGCAGUGAUGAUGAGGAUGGCUCGUGGCCUCCACUCUCCAAAAGUAAAGAAGAUGACGCCCCACCUCCCGAGUCCAGAAUACAGAGUUUGUAUGUUGAGGGAAGGGAAAGGCCCAUAGCCCUGACUUCUCUGGCUUCCCGUGUACCUCUUGGCUCGCCCUCUAGCUUUGGUCUGUGGUAUCGGGGUGAAGCAGAGACCCCUCAAGUUGAGACCAGUGGCACCUCUCCCAGCCAGCUAGAGGGAGAAGAGGAAGCCCCCCAGCAACCUCACUUGGAGCCUGUUGGCAGCUCUCAAGCCCCCAACUCCUGAGUCGCCCUGCUCUGUGCCCAGUGAACA